GUAACAAUCAACCCGACAAGGGACGGGUGGGGGUGAGAAUGAGGACGAGAAAAUGGCCGAGAAGGAUUGUAAGUGUAUUUGGUGGUCGUAGAGUAGGAGGUAGUGAUAGUGGUAAAACAGAGUUUCAUAUAAAAGCGAAAAACCGGGUGGCCGCCCCCACGCAUAUAUCGUCCGCGGUUUCGUGCAGUCCGUCACAUCCGUGCAGUCCGUCACAUCCACGCUGCCGCAUGAUGGACGCCGUAAACGCCAUGUUCGUCGGCAUGACGUUCAUGUUCGUGGCCGUGCCGCUAGUGCUCAAGUCAAUGGACGGGACUAGGUUGCCGGUCGCCGUGGCCCGGUUGUACGCUUACGGCAAGAUCACGGGCGGCUCGAGACCGUCCGGCGUGCUGAGCGUGCCCAAGCGGUGGUACAAGCACUUUUACGCGUUCUCGUUGGCCCUGUCGGUGAUGGCGGCACUGGCGCUGUCAGAUGAGUAUGCGGCGGGCACCCCGUGGCCAUGGGCCGCAGCGUGGUGCCGACGGUGGCUGUGGGACCCGGUCCGACGUACCGAUUCGUCGUACAGCUCGGCGGCCGCGUCCGCUGCCGCCGGCAUGUUCGUGCUGCAGUGCGCCAGGCGAACGUACGAGACGUACUACGUGAACGUGUUCUCGGACACGGCGGUAGGGCUGUGGUACUAUGCUUCCGGUUACAUGCACUACACAGGCGCCAUCGUCACCUUGCUGGCAGAGGCGCCCAUCGCAGCGGUGGCGGGACAGCAAAAGUCCAGCGCCUGGGAGCCUGUCCGAUUGGCGGGGGCCCUGCUAGUAUUUGCCUGGGCGUACCGUGAACAGUGGCGAGCCAAUGUGGCUCUGGCCGAGGCCCGGAAGCGUGGUGGCCAGGUGGUCACGCACGAGCACAUCAUGCUCACCGGCGGACUGUUCGACCUCGUGUCUAGCCCACAGAUGCUCACCGAGGUGAUCAUGUAUGGCGCCUGGUACGCUGUGCUGUGGGGUGGAACCGGAUGGAAGUACGUGAUCGCGUUCGUGUGGGGAAAUCAGUUCGAGAUAGCGCUCAUCAGCCACCGGUGGUACCAGGACAAGUUCCGGGACUACCCCCGAGAAAGGAAAGCCAUCAUACCGUACGUGCUGUGAUAUCGUUGCAUUGUCGUGUGCAGGGUGCGCUAUUGUUCACUUAUAAGAAUUUCAUAAAAUCAUGUUAACCUCGAUAUUUAUGUAAAGUCGACGUGGAUACCUGCAGUAUUGCAUAAUAUUAAAACCUU
Molecule: messenger RNA, 1258 nt
Organism: Myzus persicae (green peach aphid)
Lineage: Eukaryota; Metazoa; Arthropoda; Insecta; Hemiptera; Aphididae
Product: polyprenol reductase-like
Exons: 1
Coding region: 39-1130 (363 amino acids)
Biological process (GO): polyprenol catabolic process; dolichol-linked oligosaccharide biosynthetic process
Cellular component (GO): endoplasmic reticulum
Molecular function (GO): 3-oxo-5-alpha-steroid 4-dehydrogenase activity
Source: RefSeq, a predicted model, not a curated record